UCAGCUGAGCAACAGAAAAAAUCACAGGUAAAGAAGAGUGGUCUAGUUGUGGUGAAAAACACGAAGAUUGUCGGUCUUCAUUGUUCCAGUACAGACUUGCAUGCUGGCCAGAUUGCACUCAUUAAACACGGAUCAAGACUUAAAAACUGUGAUCUUUAUCUUUCCAGAAAACCAUGUUCAACUUGUUUAAAAAUGAUUGUAAACGCUGGGGUGAACAGGAUUUCUUACUGGCCUGCAGAUCCUGAAAUCAGCUUGCAGAACGAGGCGUCCAAUCCCAUGAGUACUGAUGAUGCAAAGCUAGAUGCCAAAGCAGUAGAAAGACUGAAGUCAAAUAGUCGUGCUCGGGUGUGUGUGUUGCUUCAACCCCUGGUGUGCUAUAUGGUGCAAUUUGUUGAAGAAACUUCCAUGAAGUUUGAUUUUAUUCAAAAAAUAGCAAAAUCUCAGCCUGACUCUAAUACCGACUUUUAUACUGUGUGUAGACAAGAGAGAAUAAAAGAGUAUGAAAGUUUAUUCCUAAUUUCAAAUGAGGAAAUGCACAAGCAAAUAUUGAUGACAAUAGGACUGGAGAACCUCUGUGAAAAUCCAUACUUCAGCAACCUGAGGCAAAAUAUGAAAGAUCUCGUCUUGGUCUUGGCGACAGUGGCUGCCAGUGUCCCCAUCUUUGGAUCCUUUGGAUUUUACAACAGCGAAUCACAGCGAACAAAUGAAACAGACCGUCAGGGUUUGCCCCAAGAAAUCGCAAGGCACUGCAUGGUACAAGCCAGACUGCUUGCAUACCGGACAGAGGAUCAUAAAACAGGAGUUGGAGCUAUUAUUUGGGCAGAAGAAAAAUCAAGAAGCUGUGAUGGGACAGGAGCAAUGUAUUUUGUAGGCUGUGGUUACAAUGCCUUUCCUGUUGGAUCCGAGUAUGCUGAUUUUCCACACAUGGAUGAUAAACAAAAGGAUCGGGAAAUCAGAAAGUUCAGAUACAUUAUACAUGCGGAGCAGAACGCUUUGACGUUCAGGUGUCGAGAAAUAAAGCCAGAUGAGAGAAGCAUGAUAUUUGUGACAAAAUGUCCAUGUGACGAAUGUGUCCCUUUAAUCAAAGGGGCUGGUAUCAAGCAGAUCUAUGCAGGAGAUGUUGAUGCUGGAAAAAAGAAAGCAGACAUAUCCUACAUGAAAUUUGGUGAACUUGAGGGUGUAAGCAAAUUUACAUGGCAACUAAAUCCACUGCACACUAAUGCCCUGGAAUUUAAUGACUGUACAGCCAGGGAAAAUGGGGUGCAGAAAACAAAAUCACUAGAUGACCAGCAGCACCAAAACAAGAAACUGUGUCUUGGUCACUACUGAAUAAUUAAGCACUUCUGCAGUCUUGCUCUGUACUUUUUAUAAUGCAGCCUGUUUGCACUUUCAAAUAAGGAAGAGUUUUAUUUAUUGUUUGGAAAGUGAUUUUUAGAAUAAGUUUAUUUAUGAUGUCUUAAAUGUUUUACAGAAUUACGUGAAGGUCUUUUUAAUUUAGAAGGUCCUGGGGAAAAAAUGCUGCUUGUAUUUUCUGUGAAAGUAACUGGGUGGCUAAUCAUUGUUAAUACAUUAAAAAAAAAUACU
This is a messenger RNA of Opisthocomus hoazin, 1584 nucleotides long. NCBI's taxonomy places the organism in Eukaryota, Metazoa, Chordata, Aves, Opisthocomiformes, Opisthocomidae. The record is from RefSeq and is a predicted model, not a curated record.